AUGCUUAAGUUCUCAACUCAACUGCGCCCAUUCCUGUCUCCGAACGAUGGUCUCAUUCUUGUGAUGCUCAAGCGGAAGUACCUAGCAACGAGUUAUGCCUUUCGCCAUAACGGAGGUGCACGCUGCCUCCUGACGCGUUGUCUUCAACGAAUUCAGAAGUGCCCUAGUCGAAUCUACGUCACGCUGGUGGACCUCAAGCGGAAGUUGAAGGAGAACGCGUCCGCUAACGGGCUCACUGAAGAGGUUCUCGGGCCCCUCACGCGGAACCAAUGUCAGCGCCUCAUGGUGGACCAGGAGCCCACUUCACCGCCUCCCCGCAAGUCACGCCGCCAAACUUUGUUGUCAUUCCUACCCGAGGCGGUAAAAUCGGCCGUAACUGCCAAACCGUUGUCAUCGAUGCCCUCGCGUCCAUCUGACGAUGAAGAGGGUCGCGAGUCUCAGGGUCGCCGAAUCAAAGCCAAACGACGCAUUCCACUUUCCAACGUAUCGAUCGAGACCCCCAGUCGACCGCCAAGAGCCGCAUCCACGGACUCCGAACGAGGCAUUAACGAUCUCUUGUGUUUUCCGCUUGAUAUCGAGGAAGACACAACCGUGGUUGAUUUGGAUGCCACGCCCAAGGUGGGGACUCGAACAGGGCGUCUGCCUUCACCCUCGUCGCAGCGGGCUGAUCGUCGAAGACUGUACCAUCUGGAGCGAAGGAUGGAGUUACUGUCGUCGAAGAUACGCGAACUAGAAGCAGCCGAGAUGGACCUGGACGACUUGGAGAGCGAGGAGUCGGCCUACCUGCGUCUGGACGAUCUUAAACGCCAGCACUUGUCGGUGUGGAAACAGCUGUGCCAGCUGCGUCACAUCUCCAGACACGCCGCCAGCCUUUCGCGAUGUGGAUUUCGCUACGAGGGUACGCCAUCCUGUGUCCCCGUUGUUGCAGAAAUGUCCUCGGCCGUCAUUAAACGUCAGGCUCGAGAGAUCUUUACGGACAUUGGACAUCGCUUGAAGGAUCGCCGACAGCGCGAGUUCGAGCGUGAUCUUGGUUGCCACCUAACCGACGAGCUAGGCCACUGUCAUUUGAUUUCUCUUAUUCCAUCGGGUGUAACCUCCGCCACCGCCAUCACCACUAACACCACCACCACCAACACCAACACCUCCACCACCACCAUCACUAACACCUCCUCCUCCUCCUCCUCCACCACCACCACCACUAACACCUCCACCACCACUAACACCUCCUCCUCCACCACCACCACCACCACUAACACCUCCUCCACCACCACCACCACUAACACCUCCACCACCACCACCACUAACACCCCCUCCACCACCACCACCUCCUCCUUCUCCACUACCAUCUCCGCCCUACCACCACCACACUCCUUCCACCAUUACCAUCACCCCCUCCACCACCACCGCCGCUACCAUCACCACUGGCACCGCCGUUGCCAAUAUUACUACAACCAUUAA
Messenger RNA from Mesocestoides corti, 1458 nucleotides. The record is from the annotation of a GenBank genome assembly. Lineage: Eukaryota; Metazoa; Platyhelminthes; Cestoda; Cyclophyllidea; Mesocestoididae.